Molecule: messenger RNA, 354 nt
Organism: Prunus armeniaca (apricot)
Lineage: Eukaryota; Viridiplantae; Streptophyta; Magnoliopsida; Rosales; Rosaceae
Source: the annotation of a GenBank genome assembly
AUGUGGGACUUUGCGCAAGUCACUGUGGUGGUGACACGUGUCAUGGUGCUGAUGCUCUUGGUGCUAGUUGCUUUGAUGCUGCAUAUGCUCGGUUCAGUGGGAGCCGUAGGGCCAUCCCUAGUCCCCCAAGUUGGCAAGCUAGAAGUUGCGUUAACACUUGAAAGGUAUAAUAAAAACUGUGUGAGCCUUGGACCUAUUGGUAGCUGGGUACCUGGACUUUUGGCAAGGAGGCCGGGACUGAACCCUGUGGGGCUUAGCUUCAGUAGAGGCCGUGGCCUUGAAGUUUUGGCAAGGAGGGGCCUUGGGGAGCAAAAUUUUAAAGAGCAAGGAGCUGGGCCAUUGGAGUAUACUUAG